UCCCGCCCGCUGGACGCUGAUUGGUCGUCGCGCCUGUCAAUCAUCGCCGAGGUUGCGCACGUUAUCAAGGCAGAUUAUGAAGCAGCAGCGUUCAGCAUCAUCUCUGACAGACUCAUCUGGAUGGAUACAUGGCAUCAACGUGGCGCCCAAUGUCUCUUGCGUUAUUUUCUUUUAUUUUCCUGCAGAUAUCCUCGUCUUAUGAGCAGCUGUCUGCCUUUGUGGAAGGAAGCUCAGAUGAUGCACCAUCCCAAGACAUCAGAAUCCAACAAAAUGGGGUGAACGCUGCGGCUGAAGUGCGUCUCAGACGAGCGCUGCAGCCGUACGGAUGGCAGCUUCACGCUCCUCCGCGCAGGAAGUUGCUUCAGUCUCCGGGAAUGUUGCUGUAUUCUCCUCUGAGUGUCUCUUACAACGGAAAGACCUGCAUCCUCUUCAGAGCCCGCAAACUGGCCAUCAGGUACAGGAAUCACAGUUUAGUGGAUCUCACAGAGAGAACCUUCAGCCCAGACGCACCGGUGGACACCAAAGGCUCCUUCUGCAGUAAAGACAAAGCCAUACUCAAUCUACGGUUUGGUGAUGUGGAAGAUCUAAGAGGCCUCUCUAUCAGGCUACAGAUGUCAAACACGUUCUACGAGUCGGCGGGACAGAACUGGUUCACUCUCGAUAACGUUUACAUCCAUUACAACUGGACGUACGAGGCCACGUUCAACGCUACAGAUGUGUACGCGCCCUCCACCAACUCCUAUCACUGCCAGCACGUCAGCAGCCUGCAGAAGUACGACACACUGCUGGUGCCCAGCGCCAACACCGACCACGCUGCAAACUGGCACAUAACCUUCACUGACUUCCAGAUCCAGGCGUUUAACGUUCAGUCCAGUAAGUUUGCGGCGGCCAGCGACUGCGCGACCUUCUUCACUCCUGCCAUCCUGAUGGGUCUGAUCACGUCUCUGAUCCUGCUGCUGGUGCUGGCCUACGCUCUGCACAUGGUGGUUCAUCUAAAGCACAUCGACCGCUACGAAGAGCACAAGACCACCGUCUACUUCCCGCGCAGCACAGAAGCAGAGAGCACAGAGAAGAACAACCUCUAAGGUCCCGAGA
This is a messenger RNA of Onychostoma macrolepis, 1095 nucleotides long. It is a transcript of the gene atp6ap1la, whose product is annotated as ATPase H+ transporting accessory protein 1 like a. The coding region runs from base 129 to 1085 and encodes 318 amino acids. Gene Ontology annotation, cellular component: proton-transporting V-type ATPase complex. The transcript is spliced from 7 exons. The record is from RefSeq and is a predicted model, not a curated record. Lineage: Eukaryota; Metazoa; Chordata; Actinopteri; Cypriniformes; Cyprinidae.